AUGAACUCAAGCUGUAUUGCAGGGUGUUUGGAUGCUCAAACCCCAGGGAAAGUAAGCUUCCUGAAGCUCUGCCAAUGGGCUGAAGCAGACGCAGCGUUCUUGAGAAGGGUAAGCAUGAAUGAGAAGAGAGAAACGGCGGGUACUCCUUCUCCUUUCAACGCUCAAAGUCGUACAGUCUGCCAUGGGAGCUAUGCUUCCAGCCCCAGGCAGAGGUACCUAAGAAGCUACACGUUCGUCAGGAAAGAGACGGUUGCGGAGAAAACAAAGAAGUGGUUGAAGGAGAAAACGAAGAAAAACACCAAAUCUAAGAGCAGGUCUGGUAGUAGUACUGGGUCUUGUUCUUUUCUUGAAGGCGUUUUCAAGUUCCUGUUUCUCUGUGUGGCCGAAGUUGAUGUUCAUGAGCACUGA
Messenger RNA from Alnus glutinosa, 408 nucleotides. RefSeq lists its product as uncharacterized. Lineage: Eukaryota; Viridiplantae; Streptophyta; Magnoliopsida; Fagales; Betulaceae. The transcript has a single exon. The record is from RefSeq and is a predicted model, not a curated record. Bases 1 to 408 code for a protein of 135 amino acids.